Molecule: messenger RNA, 2083 nt
Organism: Mangifera indica (mango)
Lineage: Eukaryota; Viridiplantae; Streptophyta; Magnoliopsida; Sapindales; Anacardiaceae
Product: metal transporter Nramp3-like
Exons: 4
Coding region: 190-1713 (507 amino acids)
Biological process (GO): positive regulation of reactive oxygen species metabolic process; metal ion transport; defense response to bacterium
Cellular component (GO): vacuolar membrane
Molecular function (GO): manganese ion transmembrane transporter activity; cadmium ion transmembrane transporter activity
Source: RefSeq, a predicted model, not a curated record
CUUUUAAAAGAAGAAGAAUUGAACGGAGCGAUAGCGUCAACAAGACCAGUAAGUAAUUUCUUGGUUGCUUAACUUCAACGAAACCUCAAACAAAGGCCAUUAGAAGAAGCCAACUAAACCAAAGCAAACCUCCACAACCACCGUAUCUGACUGUUUUUAUUUAUAAAAUUAAUCAAAUUAGAAAAAAAUAUGCCUUCCCGAGAAGUCGAACAACCACUGUUAGUGGAUGAUGAAGAACAGAGAGCCUAUGGUGCCAGUGAGAAGGUAGCAAUCAUCGGGAUCGAUGAAGUUGACCUUGACGACUUAGCGAGUACGCCCUCGUUUUCAUGGAAGAAGCUCUGGCUUUUCACUGGUCCCGGCUUUUUGAUGAGCAUCGCUUUUCUCGAUCCCGGGAACUUGGAGGGGGAUCUCCAGGCCGGCGCAAUUGCUGGCUACUCGCUGUUGUGGCUGCUCAUGUGGGCCACCGCUAUGGGCUUAUUGGUUCAGUUAUUGGCAGCUCGGCUCGGCGUGGCCACUGGGAAACACUUGGCUGAGCUCUGUCGUGAGGAGUACCCCACGUGGGCUCGAAUGGUGCUUUGGGUCAUGGCUGAGUUGGCACUCAUUGGUGCGGAUAUUCAGGAGGUUAUUGGGAGUGCGAUUGCAAUACAGAUUCUAAGUAACGGGGUUUUGCCUCUCUGGUCCGGGGUUGUUAUCACUGCUCUUGAUUGUUUCAUAUUUCUGUUUCUUGAGAACUAUGGUGUGAGAAAAUUGGAAGCUUUUUUCGCUGUUCUCAUUGCAACAAUGGCACUCUCAUUUGCUUGGAUGUUUGGUGAUGCAAAGCCUAGUGGUACCCAGCUUCUUGUUGGACUUUUGGUUCCUAAACUUAGCUCUAAAACGAUACGGCAGGCUGUGGGAGUUGUGGGUUGCAUUAUCAUGCCUCAUAAUGUGUUCUUGCACUCUGCUCUUGUACAAUCAAGAGAGAUUGAUCACAACAAGAAAGGGCGGGUUCGAGAAGCACUCAGAUACUAUUCCAUUGAGUCUACUCUCGCCCUUGUAGUUUCCUUCAUUAUCAAUCUAUUUGUUACAACUGUUUUUGCAAAGGGGUUUUAUGGUACAGAACGGGCCAAUAGUAUUGGCCUUGUAAAUGCAGGGCAGUACCUGCAAGAGAAAUAUGGGGGUGGGUUUUUUCCAAUUUUGUACAUCUGGGGUAUUGGCUUAUUAGCAGCUGGACAGAGCAGCACUAUAACUGGCACUUAUGCUGGGCAGUUUAUCAUGGGAGGUUUCUUAAACUUGAGGUUGAAAAAAUGGAUGAGGGCAUUGAUAACACGAAGCUGUGCAAUUGUCCCAACCAUGAUAGUUGCUCUUGUUUUUGAUACCAAUGACGCCACGUUAGAUGUUUUGAAUGAAUGGUUGAAUGUGCUACAGUCAAUUCAGAUCCCUUUUGCUCUUAUCCCACUUUUGUGUUUGGUGUCGAAGGAGCGUAUAAUGGGGAUUUUCAAAACUGGUCCCAUCCUUCAGAUGGUCUCAUGGCUUGUGGCUGCCCUGGUGAUGGUGAUCAAUGGUUAUCUUUUGCUGGACUUUUUCUCUGUUGAAGUGAAUGGAGUGAUAUAUUCUACAGUAGUAUGUGCUUUUACCGGUGCAUAUGUGGUUUUUAUAAUUUACCUUGUUUCUCAGAGCGUUACUUUCUGUAGUUGGCGUUCUCAAUCCAAGCAGAUACAGGAAUCAAGUAAUUAAUCUUCAAUGCUCUUGCUAAUGGCAUAGCUGGAUUAUGAAGUAUAUGUAACCUACUAUUUGGUGGAGGUUCUCUAACUGCAUUUCCAGAGAAUCCUUUUUGCCUUAUUUAAGAGAAUAGCUUUUGAAGUUUUAUUCAUUCUUCUCAGGCUAUAGUUGUGUACAAAGUUUUUUCUGUCUUAUACAAAUUAACCGUAUUCUGUUGUAUACAGUGGACAGAAACAAACUGAACAUGGUCCUGAAACACUUAUGACUUAACUAUGUAGUUGAACAAUGUGACUCAGUCGAAUUUUAAUGUAUCUUUCCCAGAAAAGAAUAAAGAAAAAACUCUGUACUAUCUUAAAUGUAUUCACUUUUAACGCCAUUUGGAACA